UCACGGGGGCGCUCUCGGGGGAGUUGAGGUCCCCUGCGCUCCGAGCCCCUGCUCUGCGCCCUUGGUCCCACGACCUCCGCCGGCGCAGGCUGCGGGGUGGUGCGCUGGCCCCGCCGGCCGUCGAGGGGCGCGCUUUGCGGAGACCGGUGAAUCCCUCGGAUCACGCUCCGGCGGCACUGAUCGAGGAGACUCAGCGCUCCGGGGGCAGGAGAGAAAGUCACCGAGUGCCCUGUGCGCUCCAGAGCCCCGACGUGCGGCGGCCGGCCGAGCCCCGCGCGCUCCCCGCGUCGGCCCCUCGCUCCGCGGUGGGGAUGCGAAAGAGGCUUAGGACUUCGAGGUCCGAGUCGGCCGCGCCCGGAGCUUCGGGUUCCAGGCACUGUGCCUCUCGGUGGCGCACGCCGCGUGCGUGGCCUUGGCCUCGGUGACAGCGGCCGGUUGGCUGUCACGGCGGCCCUCAGUUGGCCCUUUCCUGCUUAUAGCGUGCAAACCUCGCCGCGCUGGGGCCAAGGGACAAGUUGGAGCUGUUGAUCUGUUGCGCAAUUGUUAUUUUCCCCUGGGCGGCUUUGUGUUUGGAUUUAGCAUUUCAGAAUUGCAAGUCCAAAAUGUAUAAGGCAGGAUAUUCUGUUCUGUGCUGUCAAGGGACAUGGAUUUGAUUGACAUACUCUGGAGGCAAGAUAUUGAUCUUGGGGCAAGUCGAGAAGUAUUUGACUUCAGUCAGCGACAGAAGGAGUAUGAGCUGGAGAAACAGAAAAAACUUGAAAAGGAAAGACAAGAACAACUCCAAAAGGAGCAAGAGAAAGCCUUUUUUGCUCAGUUGCAACUAGAUGAAGAGACAGGUGAAUUCCUCCCAAUUCAGCCAGCCCAGCAUAUCCAGCCAGAAACCAGUGGAUCUGCCGACUACUCCCAGGUUGCCCACAUUCCCAAACCAGAUGCCUUGUACUUUGAUGACUGCAUGCAGCUUUUGGCAGAGACAUUCCCAUUGGUAGAUGACGAUGAGGUUUCUUCACCAACAUUUCAGUCUCUUGUUCCCGAUAUUCCCAACCACAUCGAAAGCCCAGUCUUCACUGCUCCUAAUCAGAGUCAGUCACCUGAAACUCCUCUUGAGAUAGCCAUGGGUGACAUAGACAAUACACAGCAAGACAUUGAGGAGAUUUGGCAGGAGCUGUUUUCCAUUCCAGAAUUACAGUGUCUUAAUAUUGAAAAUGACAAGCUGGUGGAGACUACCAUGGUUCCAAGCCCAGAAUCCAAACUGACAGAAAUUGACAACAGUUACUUCUACUCGUCAGUCCCCUCACUGGAAAAAGUAGUAGGAAGCUGCAGUCCAGAGUUUCUUAAUGCUUUUGAGGAUUCUUUCAGCAGCAUCCUCUCCACAGAAGAUCCCAACCAAUUGACAGUGAACUCAUUAAAUUCAAAUUCCACAUUAAGCACAGAUUUUGGUGAUGAAUUUUAUUCUGCUUUCAUAGCAGAACCUAGUAUCAGCAACAGCAUGCCCUCCUCUGCUACUGUAAGCCAGUCCUUCUCUGAACUUUUAUAUGGGCCCAUUGAUGUUUCUGAUCUAUCACUUUGUAAAGCUUUCAACAAAAACCACUCUGAAAGCACAGCAGAAUUCAAUGACUCUGAUUCUGGCAUUUCACUGAACACAAGUCCCAGCAUAGCAUCACCAGAACACUCAGUAGCUUCUUCCAUCUAUGGAGACCCACCACCUGGCUUCAGUGAUUCGGAAAUGGAAGAGCUAGAUAGUGCACCUGGAAGUGUUGAACCUAAUGGUCCCAAAACACAGCCAGUAUAUUCUUCUGGGGAUACCGUGCAACCUCUGUCACCAUCUCGAGGGCACAGUGCUCCCGUGCAUGAUGCUCAGUGUGAAGACACACCAAAGAAAGAAUUGCCUGUAAGUCCUGGUCAUCGAAAAACCCCAUUCACAAAAGACAAACAUUCAAGCCGCCUGGAGGCUCAUCUCACCAGAGAUGAGCUUAGGGCAAAAGCUCUCCAUAUCCCAUUCCCUGUAGAAAAAAUCAUUAACCUCCCUGUUGAUGACUUCAAUGAAAUGAUGUCCAAGGAGCAAUUCAGUGAAGCUCAAGUUGCACUAAUUCGAGAUAUACGUAGGAGGGGUAAGAAUAAAGUAGCAGCUCAGAAUUGCAGAAAAAGAAAACUGGAAAAUAUAGUAGAACUUGAGCAAGAUUUAGGUCACUUAAAAGAUGAAAAAGAAAAAUUACUCAGAGAAAAAGGAGAAAAUGACAAAAGCCUCCAUCAACUGAAAAAACAACUCAGCACCUUGUAUCUCGAAGUCUUCAGCAUGCUACGUGAUGAAGAUGGACAACCUUAUUCUCCUAGUGAAUACUCCCUGCAGCAAACGAGAGAUGGGAAUGUAUUCCUUGUUCCCAAAAGUAAGAGGGCAGAUGUUAAGAAAAACUAGAUUUGGGAAGAUUUGCCUUUUCUGAGCUAUUUUUGUUUUUUGUACUGUUAUACUAAAAGCUCCUACUAUGAUGUGAAAUGCAAGAAAGUAUGCAUAAAUAAUGCAUAAGUAAUUCUAUGCAAAAAUUAUAGCCAAAACUAGUAUAGAAAAUAAGAAACAUUAAAAAGCAUUAAAAUAUCAGUACGUUGAAUCAGUAGUUUAAGGUAUUUGGGCUUGUUUCUGUGUAAGUGUAAAUACUACAAAGUUUCUUAUUUAUACUGUUCUUAUCUCAUUUGUUACAUUCAUAGAUUUAUAUGAUGAUAACAACAUCUGGCUAGAAACAAAUUGAUGGAAAACUAACCACUAUGUACUUUUUUUAUAAAUACUGUAUGAACAAAAAAUUGCAUUUUUUAUAUUAAAUUGCUUAGUUCUGGGAAAAAAUGUAAGAGCUGGUACUAAUAAAGGAAUAUUAUGACACAUUU
Molecule: messenger RNA, 2874 nt
Organism: Heterocephalus glaber (naked mole-rat)
Lineage: Eukaryota; Metazoa; Chordata; Mammalia; Rodentia; Bathyergidae
Gene: Nfe2l2
Product: NFE2 like bZIP transcription factor 2
Biological process (GO): cellular response to oxidative stress; regulation of transcription by RNA polymerase II
Cellular component (GO): nucleus
Molecular function (GO): DNA-binding transcription factor activity, RNA polymerase II-specific; RNA polymerase II cis-regulatory region sequence-specific DNA binding
Source: RefSeq, a predicted model, not a curated record